Styela clava is the source of this 786-nucleotide messenger RNA. Lineage: Eukaryota; Metazoa; Chordata; Ascidiacea; Stolidobranchia; Styelidae. The record is from RefSeq and is a predicted model, not a curated record.
GGUACUUGGAAACAACGUCAUUGAUUUUCCGUUCCUUGAUACCCUUACAUUAUGUUCUGGCCUUGCAUGUACUACAAAUAAAACACACAUUUUCGAGGCCUUUAUUAAUCCCCAUGCAUGAUUACAUUCAGCCUUUAUUUAGUCAUUGAAAACAUGCCUAAAGAAAGUGUCGCUUUCACCACAGGAAAUACUUUAGUCUAUGGGGCCUAUUAAAAGCUGAACGACUCACAGAAUUUAUUACUAGUUCUUAUGGGAGUGUGAUGGUGUUCGUUUACUCAUACUGCAUACGUUGAUGAAACAAAAUUACGAAAAUAUGGAAAAAUGUGAUGUGAUGUUUUAUACCGAUCUCUUCUUUAUUGGGCUUUGGAUGUCAAUUGUGGUGUACUAUUCUGUAACGGAAACUACUUGGAGCAAAGUCUGGGAACGACCACGCAAUACUGAGAUUUAUCGGAAUCCAAUACGGAAACCACUAGAAUUAAGUAUUGCUUGGAUGAAUACGCAGGCCUGGGGUCUCAAUAACACUAUUCAACGACAAAGACUUUCUGUCCAUUGGGCUGCAUGCGUAACUGACGAUUCUUUCAAAUGCUUGAAGACGAAAGAUUGAGAACCGCCCGAAUAAAACAAAUGGUGCUUUUUGAACCCGAAAUCCACAUAUAUGAAAGACGACAUGUUGCCUAUGCAUAGCAACGGCAAAAAUGAUCAGUAACAUUGAUGUAUAGUAUAAUUAAUGUACGAUGAGUUCUUGUUGGAGUAACACAUUAUUUUGUAUUAAAUGAAUGUAUUGAA